Messenger RNA from Syngnathus typhle (broad-nosed pipefish), 2817 nucleotides. RefSeq names its product transmembrane protein 125. The transcript has 3 exons. Lineage: Eukaryota; Metazoa; Chordata; Actinopteri; Syngnathiformes; Syngnathidae. Bases 1791 to 2480 code for a protein of 229 amino acids. The record is from RefSeq and is a predicted model, not a curated record.
GUCGCGCACAGUCCGCCCGUUGCUGUGCUGGUGCACGCACACACGCGGAAGCAGCUGACAAAUCGGAGCUCCUUUUCAAUCCAUGAAGCCUCGAAUGCAUGCGUGCGUGCGUCCGUGCGUCCGUGCGUGUAUGCGCCCACGGCCGGCUGCUGCUGCCGCCGCCGCCGCUGUCACUUGCCAACCGCAGAUACACCUGGAUGCAAUCGGCGGGCGGACAGAAAGGAAAGGAAAGGAAAGGAAAGGACGCUCCCAUCACGCACGGGAGAAUGACACGCAUCAGCUGAGCGCACAGUCAGACCGAAAACAGCAUGCGCUAGUGAGUGUGAAGCGGCUGGCUGCUCUUUUUGGUGAGAUAGGCAGAGUUUGGAGUUGGAUGGUGCACAUGCGCUAGGUCGCCGGUCAUGACCCCAUCAUAAAUGACCGUGAUGUUUUCUUUAUCUACAUUGCUGCGCCUGUCCAUUCGCCAAUGUUUAUUGCCGCUCUCAACUUUAGUGAUAUCUGUUGGCUUUAGUACUCGGUCAUUUUAAGAGCAGUCGUAAAGCUGCUGUUGUCGUCGCCAACUCUUUUCUUCAUCUCGGGAGAAACUCCAAAUACCCUGGUCUGAUUGGAGACCCAAAGCCCAGGAUCUAGCAACGAUGAAACAGACUUAGGCCCGCUAUUGUUCUCUUUGCUUUACUGCGUCGUGUUGUGUUUCUUUGUUCUUUGUUGUCAUGGCUGGCUUACACUGUGUCACGCUGUUAAAUGAUGUCAUACUAUUUACAUAGCUGAUGCGGAUAUUGCAGCAGAGACUGCAGUAGGACUCGAGUCGGAUCAAGGUUUAGUGCUCGAGUGGACUGUGAAUGGCUGGCGACCGGUUCAGGGUCGAGCCUGCCCACCCAAAAGACUGCUGGGAUCGAUCGGCUCCAGGAUGAAGGAAAACUUAAUGGAAACAAAUGAAAGGUGUUUGGAAGUGGAUAUGAAGAUGAGCUAAGUGACAGGAGGCAGAGAUUGGAGGGGUGAGGAUGAGAUGGGCCAUUCAUUGAAUUCUUCCUACGAGUUGACCAGACCAUUGUGAAAGAAUCAAACCUUGUGGCUGCCUUGCCUAUGCAUUGUGGUCGUUUAAAAAAAAACUAAAGUAUCUAGUCUUUGCCUACCACAAUGAAAACUCCAACAAGGACACCGAAGCUUUAGCACCGUCCGCAGUCCGGAGCUUCAAACAUUUGUUACCCUUCCAUACCCAUCCAAGCUUUCCCUCCUCCUCUCUCUCUCUCUCUCUCUCUCUCUCUCUCUCUCUCUCUCUCUCUCUCCUGUGGCACUUGGCACCAGUGCCUAUCACAUAGACAGAUGGAGCCAACCCUGACCCCUCGCCUCGCCUUGCCUCGCCUCGCCUCGCCUCGCCUGCAGAGAUGCCAAGAGAAUCAAUGACUGACUAAAGGUGAUGUGGGCCUCCAUUUGCAAAUUGUAUUCAUGCAAGCACCAAGGUGAACGAGGAUCCGGCUUUUCGGGACCUGAACGGACUGGAUAAGUGCCGCCGCGGGCAAGACAAUAAUACACGGCCAAGUGCUUUUAGACAUACAUACAUACAUACACAGCAUUGCCUCUUAUUCCCAUGGCAAAGCCUCUCAAGAGAGCCGGGGGGCCUCGAGGUUAACAGUCCCCCGGCUCAAAGCCCUGGACUUGCCUUUCCUAACUGCGUCAGCUGUCAGCGAAGGUGACGCGGCUUGAAAGGAUUCUCAAGUGGAUUCUUUAUCCUCUGCGGCGGUGGCGGCGGCGGCGGCGGCCAUAUUCAUCAGGCGUGGAGUGGCAGCAAGAUGCCUGAACUGGACCAUAUGCCCCCCCUGAGGAGACCCGAAAUGGGCCUCCACGGUCCCGCCGACCCGAUUCAAAUUCAGCACGGCAUCCUGGAGGAACAAGUGGAGCUGUGGUGGUUCCGAGAACCCGGCAAGUCUCUGCUGUGCUAUUCCAUCGCCGUCUUUCUCAUCGUGGGCUGCGGGCUGGGAGGCGUGGGCCUCCUCUCCACCACCACCAGCGUGUCCAGCGAAUGGCGGCUGGGCGCCGGCACGGCCCUUUGCCUGCUGGCCUUGGGGGUUUUGCUCAAACAACUGCUCAGCUCGGCCGUGCAGGACAUGAAUUGCAUCCGCAGCCGACGGCAGAUCGACAUGCUAAAAAGCGGAGGCUUGUCGGAUUUCCUGGUGGUUUUGACGGCUGGGAUGUCCCUGCUCAUUUGCGGAGGGGUUCUACUACAUCUGGCCCUAGUCAACCACAUGCCCAAACCCGGACAAGCGCUCAACGAUAUGUACGUAUCUGGCGUGGUGUUGCUGACUGGAGGAGGGGCCGCCGUGGCGGGCGUUGGAAUUUACUCUCUGGCCGUCUUCCUGCUCGAGAGAACGCGACACGGACGAAGGUUUGUCGACACCGUUUUCAACAUCUUCACCAUCUCCGGACAUAUGGACCACCGGGCUCGCGGAGAAACGACCUCCAGUCUGGCUAAUCUCAUAUGAAAUGAAAGAGCACAGCAAUGACUAAACUGACUGAAAAGGUCAACUAUCACCAAACUGCGUCGUCUCCCGUUGUAGUUUGGGUACAUACCUAUGUAUAACAAGUACAGAGCCGUGCAAUGUGGCCUCGGAAAGAUCAAAUCAGCGCAUUCGGCUAAGCUUCCAAUGUUCAUUGUGAGGAAAAAUGUGAUCGGUCAACAGUACAAGGCAAAACGACAGGCCGUGAGAUGGAAACAAGCACAUCCCCUGAUUGCGUUAACAUAAUGGCAUUAAUGAUUCAUUUAGAAUUGCACUGCUAAAUGAUUUGAUAUGUGCUACAAUAAAAAUCAAGAAGAAACAA